AUGGAAUUCACAUUGCUUUACAACAGGAUCUACAAUUACUGUACUCUAUGGACCGACGAAACGGGUAUGCUGAUUCAGGACGUUUCGCCAACUUCAAUGGCUGUUGGGAUUCGUCGUAAUCUCUCGGUUGGGAUGAUAUACGUCAUAAAGUUCUUUGCCCUGAGCAAUCCGUCGAAUCAGUAUCGGUCGUGUUCUAUUGAUUUGGCUUUGGGCCUUUCGCCUUUGACUUCUUUCUUGCCCUGUGCUCUUCCUGCUGAGAGUUUCCCGGUUGAUGCUUACGAGUUUGUGGUUUUCUCCCUGUUGGGUGUUCGUGCCGGUAAUCAUCGUUACUUGACAGAUGUUGUUGGCCGGCUCCAUUUGAUCAGUGGGAUAUUGCACAAGAUCACAAAUAACGGCUCGGCUGUCAAGCAAACGGUUAUUAUUGAGGAUGAAAGUGGAUCGAAGAUCUCGAUUACCCUCUGGGAUGAGUUUUCAGCGGUGUUGGAUCAUGUUGCUCUCACUCAGGCUGACUCGAUUGAAGCUGUGAUAUUGGCAUUUGGCGGCUUGCUGGUUAAUAAGCUGGGGGAUGAUUAUGUCCUGUCGAGUUCAGCCGCUACUCGCAUAGAAGUCAACCCUUCAGUACCUAAGGCUUAUUAUCUUGCAUCUAGGUUUGCUGAGAAACAUGAGACUGUUGCAUCCUUGCCAGUUGAGUUUGCUACUGCUGCUGAUGCUACAACUGAUGCUGAUCGUCGCACCAAGACUUUGGGGCAGUUGUUGGCCUUAUCUAGGACAAAUUCCUCGCUGGUCAUCCCUCUUGAUGAUCCUACGGUGGUGGGUGAUUUGCUUGAGUUUUCUUCGCCUCGUCCGUCGCCCUCUCCCUCUCUGGGUGCGGUGAGUAGCGUGGGAGGCCCAUCAGGUUCAUCGAGGUUGGCUGCGAAGGGAAAGGAAAAAUUUUCAGAUUCUAUCCCCAUUGAAGCUCCAGCUGUGCCAUUUAACAUCGCUGACCAACAAGAUCUGAUUGAGAAAUUUCCCAGCCCUGCGACCAGAAUUUUGCGGGAUCCUAUUCCUGCUAGUGUCGGAAGCGAGGAUAUUGAUGCUGGGUCGCGGAUUCUCGGAGAUUCUCAGCUUUCAGUGAUGGGUGUACAUGUGGGGUCCAUCCUGCCUACUGCGACUGUGACCGCGUCUUCUACAGUCCAAUCCAGUGGUCCAUUUGUCCAGUCUGCUACUUCGAUGGUCCCCAAGCGAUCAGUCAGGAUUGAUGAGUCAGUGAGUCCUCAAGAUGUUGGUCGUGAUUCAUCUAUGCCUGCUUCGAAGAUUCUGAAGCCAUCCCCGGAAUCAUCUCCUGGGAAGCCCUUAGGUUCAACCGCCAACUCGCCUUCGGCAUCGCUGUUGGUCUCUCCACUCGCCAGGAUAAAAGUGGAAAAAUUGGAUGUUGCCGAUGUUGCUCAAGUCCCACAUGGUGGUUCCUCGCAGGCAGGUGUUAGUAUGGAAAGGGAUUCUUGA
Molecule: messenger RNA, 1482 nt
Organism: Linum trigynum
Lineage: Eukaryota; Viridiplantae; Streptophyta; Magnoliopsida; Malpighiales; Linaceae
Source: the annotation of a GenBank genome assembly